AAAGUCCCUAUAAUACAGCGAGAAUCAGAUAAAUUGAAGGAAUCGGUCUUCGAAGGAAAAAGAAAGCUUUAGGUUUGAUCGAGAGCGAGUUGAGUAUUAAAUCAGGGCUUUGAUCUUGGAGGAAAAAGAGGAUGUGGGCAGCUUCUUGUCUUGCGUCGUGCUGUGCGGCUUGUGCAUGUGAUGCCUGCCGUACUGUGGUUUCGGGCAUAAGCCGUCGUUCUGCUAGAAUUGCGUACUGUGGGCUAUUUGCACUUUCUCUGAUCGUUUCAUGGAUUCUCCGUGAAGUUGCUGCUCCUCUCAUGGAGAAGCUCCCAUGGAUAAACCAUUUUCAUAAGACGCCUGACAGAGAAUGGUUUGAGACAGAUGCAGUGCUACGUGUUAGCUUGGGGAAUUUUAUCUUCUUCACUGUUUUGUCAGUCAUGAUGGUUGGCGUGAAAAAUCAGAAAGACCCUCGUGAUGGUAUACACCAUGGUGGGUGGAUGAUGAAAGUAAUCUGUUGGUGCAUUCUGGUCAUCUUCAUGUUCUUCCUUCCAAAUGAGAUUAUCAGCUUUUACGAGUCAAUCUCAAAAUUUGGUGCUGGACUUUUUCUUCUUGUUCAAGUUGUGCUUCUUUUGGAUUUUGUUCAUGGAUGGAAUGACACAUGGGUUGGAUAUGAUGAGCAGUUCUGGUAUGUUGCAUUGCUCGUUGUUUCUCUCGUCUGUUAUCUGGCAACAUUUGUCUUCUCCGGGCUUCUCUUCCACUGGUUUACACCAUCUGGACACGACUGUGGACUCAACACCUUUUUUAUUGUCAUGACUUUGAUCUUUGUGUUUGUGUUUGCAGUAGUAGUUUUGCAUCCCACGGUCGGUGGUAGCAUUCUACCAGCAUCAGUUAUAUCCAUGUAUUGCAUGUACCUCUGCUACAGUGGACUUGCAAGUGAACCUCGGGAUUACGAGUGCAAUGGCCUCCACAAGCACGCCAAAGCUGUUUCGACGGGGACCAUGACCAUUGGCCUCCUCACUACUGUUCUAUCCGUCGUUUAUUCUGCUGUCCGUGCUGGAUCUUCCACCACUCUUCUAUCCCCUCCCAGUUCCCCUCGUGCUGGUUCGGAGAAGCCACUCCUUCCACUAGACGGGAAGGCAGAAGAGAAGGAAGAUAAAGAGAAGUCGAAACCUGUGACCUACUCUUACGCCUUUUUCCACAUCAUCUUCUCCCUUGCUAGCAUGUACUCGGCCAUGCUUCUAACCGGGUGGUCGACCUCAGUUGGUGAGAGUGGGAGAUUGGUGGACGUAGGGUGGCCAUCCGUCUGGGUCCGGAUUGUGACCGGCUGGGCCACUGCCGCUCUCUACAUCUGGUCCCUUGUCGCCCCUAUCCUCUUCCCCGACCGCGAGUUCUAAGCUCCUAUAGAUUUCCCUAUGAAACUGAAAACGUUCAAUAACGUUGAAUUUGUAUAUUUGGGUGUGAUUUUACGGUUUUAGAACUGGACUCAGUGGUCAUUAUGCUUCCCGUUGAUGACUUGUUCCAGUGUGAGACAUGUAUGGCUUAAUAUAUGUCUCCUACUUCCAUGUCUCCGAAAUAUUUGUAAAAUGUUUAAAUAUAAUUUACCUACGCUUUUGCA
Molecule: messenger RNA, 1597 nt
Organism: Tarenaya hassleriana
Lineage: Eukaryota; Viridiplantae; Streptophyta; Magnoliopsida; Brassicales; Cleomaceae
Product: serine incorporator 3
Exons: 7
Coding region: 132-1376 (414 amino acids)
Cellular component (GO): membrane
Source: RefSeq, a predicted model, not a curated record